AUGUUAAAAUCAAUAACAAGAAGAAGAAAAAAAUAUAUUUUCUUAGAUUACUUGAUUGUUUUGUUUACAUCACUCUAUUUAAGAAUCAGGACUAUUGAUAUGGAUUUUUACAGUUCUAUUUAACCUAAUUAUUUGUGGCUUCUAACCAUUCUAUUUGGAUUAAUGUUUGCAAAAAUAGGUAUUUAUAAAUUAAUGGAUGAAAGGUAGGGUAUGGUGUAUUUUUAUAUGUGUAAAUUUGAAUCUACUCAGUAUCUAUUACUUUAAUAAUACAAAUAAUAUAGUCUUUGCAACAAGCAUUUAUAAAUUGACUUAUGACAGUUUGAUUCUAUUAGUCAUAUGUCAUAGUUUCAAUAUAUUUAGAGAUAAAGGAUUUUAAGUAUUGACUUAUUGCUAUGCUUUUGGGAAGUAUUAAUUUAUAUUUAUAAGAGUUACUGUGAAAUAGCUCAGAUAUUUAUUAAUUUAAAAUAUUUCAAAUACUUCCUAUUCAUACUUAUUAUAUCUCUAUCAUUUAUACGUUUAAGAUGCAGAUAAUUAUAAUAACCUAAUUAUUUUAUUGUGA
Molecule: messenger RNA, 559 nt
Organism: Paramecium primaurelia
Lineage: Eukaryota; Ciliophora; Oligohymenophorea; Peniculida; Parameciidae
Source: the annotation of a GenBank genome assembly